Molecule: messenger RNA, 1427 nt
Organism: Anolis sagrei ordinatus
Lineage: Eukaryota; Metazoa; Chordata; Lepidosauria; Squamata; Anolidae
Gene: SLC25A17
Product: solute carrier family 25 member 17
Biological process (GO): transmembrane transport
Cellular component (GO): peroxisomal membrane
Molecular function (GO): FAD transmembrane transporter activity; FMN transmembrane transporter activity; ADP transmembrane transporter activity
Source: RefSeq, a predicted model, not a curated record
CUCCCUGUGGUGUCCCUCACGCCCCUCCUUCCUUUCCAUGCAGCCGGGCAAGUUGGAGGCAGCGGCGCAGCUAUGGCCGGGGUGCUCUCCUACGAGAGCUUGGUCCACGCCGUGGCUGGAGCGGUGGGUAGCAUGACUGCAAUGACUGUGUUUUUUCCUCUGGAUACUGCUAGACUAAGGCUUCAAGUUGAUGAAAAACGCAAAUCUAAAACGACACACACAGUUCUGUUGGAGAUAAUAAAAGAAGAAGGCCUCUUGGCACCAUAUCGAGGGUGGUUCCCUGUCAUCUCCAGCCUUUGUUGUUCCAACUUUGUCUAUUUCUAUACAUUUAACAGCUUAAAAGCUGUAUGGGUCAAAGGCCAUCAUUCAACCACAGGAAAAGACUUGAUUCUUGGGGUGGUUGCAGGUGUUGUGAAUGUAUUAUUGACUACUCCACUCUGGGUUGUGAACACUCGUCUGAAACUCCAAGGGGCAAAAUUUAGAAAUGAAGACAUUAUACCUACCAAUUACAAAGGCAUUGCAGAUGCCUUUCAUCAGAUAAUAAGAGAUGAAGGAGUCCUGGCAUUGUGGAAUGGUACUUUUCCUUCACUGCUGUUAGUGUUCAACCCUGCCAUACAAUUCAUGUUCUAUGAAGGGCUUAAGCGGAAGAUUUUGAAGAGGCAACUGCAGCUUUCCUCACUGGAUGCAUUCGUCAUUGGAGCAAUAGCCAAAGCAGUUGCCACUACCCUCACUUACCCUAUGCAGACAGUACAGUCGAUUUUACGGUUUGGACAUCAUCGACUGAAUCCUGAAAAUAGGAGGCUGGGUAGUCUGAAAAAUGUUCUCUACCUUCUGCGACAGAGGAUAAAGCGUUUUGGAUUAGUAGGGCUCUAUAAAGGGCUUGAAGCAAAGCUGCUCCAAACAGUUCUGACUGCUGCACUGAUGUUCCUAGUCUACGAAAAGAUUACUGCUGCUACCUUCACUAUCAUGGGCCUAAGGCGUUCACUGAAGAACUGAAGCUUGUGACUCUUUUCACCACAUAUUUAAGUUUACGGAAAGAAAACAACUUCUGGAGAAUCGGAAAACAUGUGCUUGGGAAUAAUUAGGUGCCAUAGAAUAUUUUCUCUAAAAGAGACUCAAGAAUACUGUUUCACUGUCAAAUGUUCAGUGAAUUCUUCAGCAUGCAUCUGAAAGAAAACUUGAAUAUCUGCUGCCCAGUCCCUUGGAGAAAAAAAGGAAGAUAUAGUUCAAUACUUAGAGGAAAAUCCUUUGAAGGAUUCAUUUUCUUUCUUUAUGGGAAUAAGGGUAUUCCUCAUUAUGUUUAUUUUUUCCUGGAUUUAAAAAUAUUCUAUUAUUCAUUCUCCCUUUGCAUUCACACUGUUUUUUUCUGGGAUUUGAUAUUGUUUAAUCUCCUUAAUGACUGGUCCAUUAAAAGGCUUAAUAGAGAA